Molecule: messenger RNA, 1403 nt
Organism: Vombatus ursinus (common wombat)
Lineage: Eukaryota; Metazoa; Chordata; Mammalia; Diprotodontia; Vombatidae
Gene: SAR1B
Product: secretion associated Ras related GTPase 1B
Exons: 7
Coding region: 129-725 (198 amino acids)
Biological process (GO): intracellular protein transport; endoplasmic reticulum to Golgi vesicle-mediated transport; vesicle organization
Cellular component (GO): endoplasmic reticulum exit site; COPII vesicle coat
Molecular function (GO): GTP binding; GTPase activity
Source: RefSeq, a predicted model, not a curated record
GCGAGCCGGAAGGCGCUUGACAGAUCGGAGGGAGCAGGGGUCGGCCAUCGCGCUGUGCUUGUUGGAGGCUCUCGGAGGCCGAGGCCGGUAAUCGUGUUCUCCGCCGUCAGACCCUUUAAAAUUUGGAUAUGUCCUUCAUAUUCGACUGGAUUUAUAGUGGUUUCAGCAGUGUACUGCAGUUUUUAGGACUGUACAAGAAAUCUGGUAAAUUAGUAUUUCUUGGAUUGGACAAUGCUGGAAAAACAACACUACUACAUAUGUUAAAAGAUGACAGGCUUGGACAACAUGUACCUACAUUACAUCCCACAUCAGAAGAAUUGACCAUUGCUGGCAUGACUUUUACCACUUUUGAUCUGGGUGGGCAUGCUCAAGCUCGAAGAGUGUGGAAAAACUAUCUGCCUGCCAUAAAUGGCAUUGUUUUUCUGGUGGAUUGUGCAGACCAUGAACGCCUGUUAGAAUCAAAAGAAGAACUUGAUUCUCUUAUGACAGAUGAAACAAUAGCUAAUGUGCCUAUCCUAAUUCUUGGAAAUAAGAUCGACAGACCUGAAGCCAUUAGUGAAGAGCGGUUACGAGAGGUGUUUGGUCUGUAUGGUCAAACAACAGGAAAGGGAAGUGUUUCAAUGAAAGAGUUAAAUGCCAGACCUUUAGAAGUCUUCAUGUGCAGUGUGCUAAAGAGACAAGGCUAUGGUGAAGGCUUUCGUUGGGUGGCACAGUACAUCGAUUAAUGCCAAAUCCACAUCUGUCUUUGUCUGAAUACUAAGUCUGCUCAGUUAUUUGAUCACUCAGCAUACAUGACUUGAAUUCAAUAGACUUUUGUUGGUUAUAAAAGAUAAGUUUUUUAGAUCAUUAAUAUUAUAUAAACUAUUAAUUGUGAGUGUGAGGAUUGAAAACUGAUUUCAGGCAAGUUUGGAUAUCACAUUGUUAGCUUUCUAAUCCUAUAAAAUAAUUUAUGUUCUUUUACAAUUUAUAAUUUGACAUUUGCACCCGGCACCAUUUUUGGACAGAGUGACUUUCCAGUCCAGUAUGUUUGAAUGCACUUUUUAACAGUUAAAAACUACAGAUAUGUGAAUGGUAUUUAAUGCUCAUCAUGUUAAAUUUUUUAUGUACUUUUUUGGAACUGGUUUUAUAAAUUUAGACUAUAUAACCACCUGUCUUUAAGGUACAAUAAUAAUUAGCUUAUUAAUUGCAUGAUGCCUUACAGUUUUUAAUAAUAUUCUUAUGCAACGUCAUGCAAUAAAACAAAAUCUAAUUUUUGGCAUAUUUGGUGGGGAAAUGUUUCAUUUUGAUGUGUCUUAGUGAGGAUGUUCUUUGAAAAUAUAAGUGUGAUAUUUAAUGGACAAUGGGAGAUUGUUUUAGCAUACUGAUAUUAUAAAUGUUUAAGUUCCAAUGGGCUUUUGAAUUUA